Messenger RNA from Pseudomyrmex gracilis, 10795 nucleotides. It is a transcript of the gene Rif1, whose product is annotated as telomere-associated protein RIF1. The transcript is spliced from 14 exons. Lineage: Eukaryota; Metazoa; Arthropoda; Insecta; Hymenoptera; Formicidae. Bases 534 to 8195 code for a protein of 2553 amino acids. The record is from RefSeq and is a predicted model, not a curated record. Gene Ontology annotation, cellular component: nucleus. Gene Ontology annotation, biological process: telomere maintenance.
UACAAACACGAGUGUCUUCGUGAAUCAGCGCGCGAAGCUGACGAGGGUGCAACAACGAAACAAAAACUAUGUAUGCGAUUGUAUUGCUACCUGCGUGUGCUUGUAUUAUGUUACGUACCUACCCUUAUUUAUCGAUAACUUUGUGGGAGUGAAACACGCGAACUCGGAUAAGGAAAAGCUGGAAGUGACGCGUUGCGUCGUGUUAAUUUUAUACGCACACGGAAAAAGGCAAAAGCGCGCACGUUCCCGCGCUUUGGACGGCGCGCAAAACUCGUAUUGUUUGCGCAAUUUGCGACGCCGGACAGGAAUCAUCCGUCGGACAUAUUCCCGUCUCUGGGCGCGAAAGUUUUUUUUGUCACUGUGCGAAAGCUUGCGCGGUGGUGCUGGCAAUUGAACGAGAGAGGAAGAAAAAAAAAUCCAAAGUCGCGCAGCCGGCUUGUGUGUGAGGAACGCGAGAUGUGCGAGGAUCGGUAGUUACGGUAAACGCGAAUAAAGGCUAUUAAACGGAACGGAGAGGAGAAAGACGUGACGAAAUGGCCACGAUCUUGGGCAUGACUUUCCCGAAAAUGUUGAAGACGUUACGCGAAAAUGGCAAUGUUAAAGAAAAACGUGAGGUGUUAACCUAUAUCUCAAGUCAAGCUAAAAAAUUAGAGUUGAGUGGUGUAAUCAAGGAAGAACGAUAUAAGGACUUGUGCAAAGUGGUUGUGGAAGCAUUUACAAAACAUGAGGGAAAUUUACAGAACGAGGCAUUAAGAGCUCUCACUGUCAUUGUACAAGAAUUCAAAACACAUUCUUUACAUCUCUUUGAAGCAAUGUUACAAACAGAUAAAAAAACAAGAUUAAAAAUACUCAAGUUGCUGGAAGUAGUAGAGGACAAUGCUGUCACUGAAGUUGUCAAUGACGAUCAAGCUGUAAACUUUUUUAAAGACUGCCUACAAAAUGUACAGCCUAGUUUAAUGGAGUGGAUAAAACCAACGGCUUGUGUGGAUAACUUGGAUAUGUUGACAAGAGUUGAACAACAAAUAAUGUCCGAUGAACAAAAAUUAGAAGAGGAUGUGAUAAAUUACUCACUUAGUCUUUUGAAAAGAUUGUACAAAUUAGCUUCUAUGACAUUUGAUCAAAAUAUUCACAGGUUUGAUGAAUUACUACUGGAUAAAAUAGUAAUGUUGGCCUACAUGGGACAUAAACGUCAACGAGUUUCUGCUUUGAGAGUUUUACAGCAAGCUGUUGUAACUAAUUCAUCAUCUUAUAUUUAUAAAGAAUAUCCUCAGUUGUGGACGCAGUAUAAAAACAAUUUGCAAUCCGUAUAUUGCAAACGUAUGUUAUUACUCGUAUCAGCGUGCGAAGCUGAUUGGGCUCUUCAGUGGAACACUACUAUUCAGUUUCUUGGAACAGAUCUUCAUUGCGGUGCCAGUUUCAUCAAUAAUUUGCUAAGUGUUGAAGAAAAAGCUUUCAAAUCUACCGAUCCUAUUAUAAGAAGACAAGCUUUUCUUUCAUGGAAAUUGUUGAUUGACAAUUUUGCUUUAGAUCAUCAAGAACUUGCUACUCCCAGAAGAAUAAAGUUAUUGUGUAUCCCAUUAAAUGCCAAGAAUAGUAAAACUGAAUUAAUUGCACUAACAAAACUAGAAGUUUGGUGGCACUUAAUUAUUAAAUUGUACAAAGACAUUGCAAAAUUUGCUACACCUGUUAUCACACAAUUUUUAAACUAUUGUUUUGGACCGCUUGGAGAUACACCUCUGCUUUCUUUUAAAUUUGAUGUUGUUGCAUCUCCGGGCAAGAGAUUUUUAAAAACAAAAGUGGUUGCUGUAGAUGCCUUAUGUCAGUUAGUUGUCAAAAAAGAAGAUCUUAUUGCUGUUUGUGCUCCAAUGUUAGAAGAAAGACUUCCCCAUCCUAUAUCCGAUGAAGUGUUUCAAGAGUGUACCAAAAGCGUCAUUCACAGUAUAGGAGAGGCUCUGCUCAUUCUCGGUCAACUUACAGACCAAGAAAUGAAAAAUAGUUUCCAACUUGGCAAAAAAUUAUGGACAAAUUUGUUGACGUAUAUAAGCAAUACGAAACUUGAAACAAAGGACCAUUUGUACAGGGAUGUGAUAUUAGUUAUAACUGAAUUAGGAAAUCAUACAGAUAAACAAAUGAUAAAAUUGAUGAUCUUUAAUGUGAUUUUACCGGACAUCAUAAAACACAUUGUUAAUAAGGUCGAAGGUCACGAUAACAUAUUGUCAGAAAUGGUAUUAAAACUUCUAUCAAUUCCAGUAUUUAAAGAAGUGCCAAAGCUUAUUCCGGACUAUUACAACACAGUGAAGUGCCUUCUGACACGGUGUAUUAGUUUGAAAGAAUUUCCACAUUCUAAAGGUUUGUUUGAUUUUUUGGAAACAGCAAUACAACAUGUGAAUGCAACGAACGAUUUAAGAAAUAAGGUAGCUCUAAAUUUAGGUAGUAUAACGCCAUCACCCAAACUAAAUUUAUGGGUUCUGAUGUCAGAAAUAGUAACAAAAUUUUUAGCAACAAACUCUGAUAUAAGUGAACACGACAAGUUUUUUAAAACUGUGAAAAAACUUUUGUCAUUGCCGUUUCAACAUUCCACGGAUAAUCACGCUCAGUUGCAAACUCAAAUAACUACGUGGAAAGCUUUAUACAAACAGUUCGAGUCGCAUCCAGCUUUGACAGUAACACCAAAUAGAAUCGUACUGGAUAUUUCAAGUAUGAUGCGAAAUUUUUUGAUCGCAAACAAAUGUUGUUACACUUUUGUUAUAAACUGUCUGGAUGUUUUAUUGGAAAGCUUUAAUUACAUGUAUUUACUAGGUCAGGAUGAAAUUCCACCCAUUUUACAACUGAUAUUAGACAUUGUAACAAUUUCUUUUAAUGAUAUACAAAAUACAAGACCUGAAUUAGCUCUGAAGACAUUAACCACUAUUCUUAAUGGCGUAUAUAAUCACAAUAUAGAAAAAACAAUUUUGUAUCUACAUUGUUGCAGACCAACAAUUGAAUUUAUUCUCACAUCGCGAAUAAAAGGACUUUCUAAAGAAAUCACAACUAUGUGGAAAUGUAUAAUCAGCAUUUUUAAGGGUCUCAAACAGCAGUUGAAUCAUGAACUUUUAUUGUCGUACAAAAUGACAUUCGUAGCAGCUAUGUGUCAUCCGAACUCUGAUAUAAAGUCUGCGACACAGUCCGUUUUUGAAAUAAAAGAUGGCUUAAACAAUAAAGCUAAGAGCGCGUUGGAGGAAAUAAAAGAAGCUGUAGAAAAAUCUGCAUCUCAUUCAAAGUCUGACAUUAAGAAGAAACAAACAACAGAAGGAGCGAAAGAGGUUCGUAUGUCUAGGAGUAUUUUGACUAGAAAAUCGACCAAAAAACUGGCAAAAUCCGAUAAACCGGCGAAAAGUGAUAAAGCGUGUUUAUUAUCUGAGCCUGAUUCGCAAGAUUAUGUGUACAUAAAAACGGAGUUGAAAUUUGAUGUCAAUCGCUUGACCGAGCAUCAAAAAGAAACUUUAAAGAAAAAGAGAGAGGAUAUACCAGCGUUGUACAAUGAUCUCUCUCAAUCAUCAUCGCAAAACUCGCAAAAUCUGCAAGAAUGGUUUGAUAUUAAAGCCAAGCAUAUUAACGAAUUGGACAAAAAUAACGGUAAGACCAACGGUGAGGCUAACAAGGAAAACAAGGGUAGCGGUGCACAAACAUCGGAAGAACUUACGGAUAUGGUGGCAAAGUUAGUUGACAAUAUAGUUAAUAACAUCCAUAAGAGUAAAUCAGAAGAAAGCAAUGUUGAAAAUAUCAUUAGCCCAAAACAAAACAAAGAGUUAACAAAAGAAUCAAAGAAAGAUGAUUCUAAUGAGGAACGAGUUAAACGUACAGACACACCGAAGCAAAUCAAUUUGUCAGUAUCCGUGGCAUCUUCUAGUAAACAAAAUAUAUCGUUAGAAAAAAAUGAGGAAACAAAUACCUUGAUAUCUGUCGCAAAAAAAUUAAAUUUCGAAUGCCGAGAGGAAUAUCCCGAACAGAAAAUAGAACGAUCAUCGUCCCCGUCGAUGUUAGACAGUACGAAACGACGUCGUUCGAAUGUAAUAAAAGUAAGUUCGUCUUCGAAAAAUGAAGAAAUCGAGAAAGAGAAAGAUCCAACGAAUUUUGUGCAUAACAAAACAUUAAGAGACAUUCAGGGAAAACCUGGCGCGAGCAAUAAACAAUCAUCGCUCGACGACAGUGAUAUUAAAGACGGUGACAAUAGAAAAGGCGUUAAACGUAAAUCUACGUCAGAUACUGAAUCAGACGUCGGAAUCAUGCAACGUCGAAAGCGAAAAAGUACUGGCGGUGAAACGUCACAGAGCAGUGAUAACGUACCUCCGGACAUAAGUAUAAGUCAGCGUACGAAAAAUGAAAUGUCUCGUUUAAAAAUCGACAUGGUGUUUGAUUGUAAUUCAGCAAAUCGCCGUCGAGUCAAACAUUUGGAUGACGAAAAAGAGACGAGCUUGUCUGGAGUGAAAAAAUCUGAUCAAGCCAAAAGGCGUAGAAAAACAAUCACAAAACAAACAAAUAAGAGUAACUCGGAUGUUGUCGAAAAAUCUGACGAUAAUGCUGACAAAGACUCGGAAAUUUCGUCUGAUGCAAGUACGACGACCGUGUCUUCAACGUCCAAUCAAGAAGUACAAGAUGUUACGAUUAAUAAAAUACAAGAUAAAAAAAUUGACGAAGAAAAUUUGGAAUCUGUCUCAAGUGAAGAAUCUGCGGAACUUCCUGAAUCAAACGAAAAGACUCGAGAUGACGUGGAAGAUGUUGUUGAGAGUUCACAAGUUCCUAGAAGCGGAUCGUUAUUAGAUAAAUUAUGUAGCGAGAAGCAAUGCUUUAUUAAGAUAAAAAAAGUAACGAAUGUUACCGCUAUUAAAACUUCCGAUACAAUUGCUGAAAAAGAUUAUGUACCUGAAUCUACUCUUAUGGAUUAUGAAAAUGAUGUGCCUGAGUCAUCCGAGCAACAAACAAGUGAAAAUAAUUCCAAAGAUAAUGUGGAAACGAAUGACGAAGAAAACAAAGAUGGUGCUAGUACAGAUCCGAUUCAAGAAAUUGAUCAUUCGAUUACAAAAUCUACAACUGUAGUUUCGGAAAAUCAGAAAACACUCGACAAUUUGUCUUCGAGUAAGUUUUCAAGCAUUUAUUCCUCGCCAAAAAGCACAGGCAAAGUAUUUUCCAAGUCCAAGUCGUUUACUGGACGUGCCGCUCAUAUGUUGGGUUUAGUUACGAAGCAAUCUCUGAUCGAAAGCGAUUUAACAUUUGAUGACGAAUCGAUAAUAAGGAGAGCGAGGCCCAAGGAUGCAGAAAACGAAACGUCAGCGAGCAAAAAAAUGUUAGCAGUUAAAGAAAUAGAUAAAAUAGGUGGCCCUUCCGGUAGCCGACAAGAAAAGAUGUUCAGCAACAUGAGAUCAGUUGAUUAUUCUCCAUCGAGACACACGUUUGCCACUUUGAAGAAUGAUGGCGAGAAACUUUCGUACAAACUGGAGAAAAUUAUGUCCGAAUCUUCAUCGUCAAUAGAAACGUCAGUUGACAAGGAAACCGAAAAGAGAGUUUCACCUUCUCGUGAGAAAAGCGAUCUACCAAUACUGGAAUGGUCGAGCGCUAAUCCACCCUCGUUAACCGCAUCACCAAGUGCUAGUAUUCUUAAACGUCAACGAUCAAGCGUAUCGGAACUGGAUUCAGAUUCUACUCCUAAUAAGCGAAAGCGAGUAAGCUUUGCCGAUCCGCCUGUUUCGAAAGAGAUGGGUUACGAAAUCUCCGCUACGGAAUCUCCACAAAAACCAUUCAAAUAUUCUACAUCACAUAGUCCUAUGUUGAGAAGGGAUUCGCCGUUUAGAUUCAAACAAAGCAGACUUAAACCACUUGAUGUUGAGAAAAUAACGGUUGAAAAUGAUGCUCAGCCUGAAGGCAGUUCUGAAAUUGCUUCAGAAACCGAGAAAAAGGAGUCACCAAUGAAAAAAUCUGAAACAUCUUUCGAGAUUAUGAACGUUGAUGAACAAGUAUCUAGUAAUGCUGCAAAGAGUGAUAGUACCGCUGAAAUAAAUUUCCGUGCGAAAAUUAUCGUUGACGAAAAUCUAGAGUCUACGCAGGAAGUUGAAGUAACUACGAAUUCAGCAAUUCUUCUUAUUCAAGAAAACAAACAGAUUUCACCGUCAGAAGAUUCUGCUAAUAUUGCAGAUGUCGCAACAGAAGAUUCCGAAACGCAAGACAUCUUUGAUACGAGGAGUAAUACCCCACCAAUCUGCACUAACGAUGAUGCUCCCACGAAAGAUGAUUCGGCAAACUCUAUCAAACUGGAUGUAACCAAUGACUCUGUGAUAGCAGCUUUAUCUACCAAAGACGAUACGCCAAAUAUGGAAGACACUAUAGAUGUUGCGAAUAUCACCGGAUUGACGUCUGUAAAUACAGAUGAGAUAUUUUGCGGAAAACUGAUACGUACCAGCACACAGGAGAUGGAAAACAUAGCGGAACAGGACACACUGUUAGUAACGGAUUCUUUGUUUGAGAGCUUAUCAUCAGUAAGUCAAGAGACUGACAAUAAUGUGGAUCUUGAUCCCGAAUAUCUGAAUUCCACACAACCCAUCUAUCCGACAUUGUCAUCAUGCGAGGAAUCUAUCAAUUCGAUUCUCGGACAGUUGACUUAUCCUUCUUGGACGGGUAUGCUAGGUUCAUAUCUAGAGAAUAGAAGUGUGCGGACAAUUGGUGAUCUUGCCCAGUUAUCGGAGCGCGAAAUCAACAGAUUACCUUUGAAAAGCAAAUCAAAAAUUAGCUUAGUGAAGGGAGCGCUGCAACAUUUCGAAAAUAAGAGCGUGUCACAAGCAAAAGAUAAUUCUUCGAAUAUCGAAGAUUCACCGUCGCUCGUAGAAGAAACAACAAUAGUGGCAACAACAUCUGACGUCGAAGCAGCAUCUGUGACAACCGAAUCCUUGAAUUCUAGUACGUCGCUUAACCAGUCGGUAUUCGAAAAACUCGAUGAUUCAUUGAGAAAGAAAUCAUCUACAGAACAAAUAGAUGAAACAGAUUCUCUCACCAGUGACAUGGAAGUUUCACCGGAACACGUGUUCGUGAAAAAAAUCGAUUCUCUAGUAUCCGCAACUUCUACGGAAGAUGUAAAGACGAGCACGAAGGUGUCGAUCAUUGCUGAAGAUGUCGAUUCACCUAGAACAUGUACAGAUAACGCUAAGUCCAUGUCGUUUUCAGCCUUUGAGAACACCGAUUUGAGCAGAGAAACAUCAUCUACAAGUGCCAGCGUAGAUGUGUCACAAGUCUCUAUCGAACCUUCAAGAGUGUACGAUGAACUUCUCAUCACGCACUCGUCCAUUGGAACCAACACCGACGAAGUGAAUCUCUCAACCCCGACCGUUCAAAAGGCUACACGGUCAGUGGAAUCUCAGAUGGCGCUUGAAGAAUUAUUAGACGAAAUUGAUGUAAACUUGGUACUGGAGAGUGCAGUUAGAAGAUGCACUCCUGAGGCACUUAUGACUCAUUACAAGGGGAAGAUGGGACUUUUAUCAGAGUCGGACUUGAUAAAAGAGACUCUCAAAAUGCUCUGUUUGCAGAAUACACAACGACUCAAUGACGCGUCAUUGAGGGCAGCUUGUCACGCAUGCGGACUCAAUAAAGUACUUCUCAGAUUACCUGACAUUUUCAGUAAUGACAAACAGUUCUUUGACAAGGUACUCAAUGUGUACAGCAAGAAGCUUAACUUGGACAACUGUUUGAAUAUCUUCGAUUUUAACGAGGUGAAAAAGACCGUUUCUCAGAAAUGCACGUCAUCUGAACUUGUUGAAAUGCUAUCGGAAAAAUUGAAGGAAGAAGAGAAAGAAGGUAUCAAGCAACCUAUGCCGGAACUAUCGAGCCUAGACGCCAUGUUGCAGAGAUUACCGAUGGACGUAAUCAUUAGUCAUACCGUAGCGAAUGAGGAACUUAUUCCGGCGUCGGUGGUUCUGGACAUAGCUUUGCAGAACAACAGCUCGGAAUAUAUAGCACAAGCAUUAAAACAAUCUCCCACUUUGGCUAAGCACGUCUUUGACAAAUUAUGGUCGUCCCAAUUCGCGCUCGCACGUAUCGACAAUGAUGAAGUAUCCAAAAGAAGCUUACUUAACAUUUUUAAGAGCGUAAGCUCUAAACUGACUGAACAAGAACUGCUGGACGCUUAUUACGAGGCUAUGUCAAAGAAACACUUAAAGAGUGAAAGAGAAUAGACUGGAAUUGGUGGAAACUGCAGUUUUAGAUUCAGUAUCAAAUAAUAUGACUGAUGUUUUUGUAGUAAAUAUUUAUAUCUAUUAUAUUCCUAAAAAAAAUUGCUUUUUCUUUAUCUCAAACCCUUGUCAAUCCAUGUGUUAGAGAUUGUGAAUUGGUAAUUCGAAUCUACACUAAAUCAGGCCAAAAAUUCUUUUAAUUACUCAUAUUUCAACUUUCUCAUUCUCAAUCCUCAAUAAGUGGCUUAAUUAUUGACUCAUUUGACUUUGUCUCCAUUUAUUUGUGACAAUUAUGGACUUUUCAUUUGCGUCUUGUACUCAUGUUAUUCUUUUUUUUUUCUCUAGUUGUUACCACCGUAGUUGUAUUAUUGAUUUUAGUUCUAACACAAUUUAUAUUAUAUAAGGAUAUAUAUAUUUAUAUGUAUAUUUACAUUUGCCAUAAUUCUGUAUAAAGCAUAUAUGUUAGAUGUUAUACACCACAACACAUGUACUCGCAAUAUCUAAUCAGUUUUUUUACAUGUACUCUACAUUUUUACUGAAAGAGAAUGCUUUAUUUUAUACAUAAAUCAGAAUUUGACUAUUUGAUUGUUGUCAAUUGUUACAAUCUAAAACAUCUUUAUUUUGUAACUUUGUAACGCUUGCGUUAAGGACGUACCGCGUGGGUUGUGAAUCUGCACAGGCGAAACGUAUGACAAAAAUAAGAGCGAGUUUUACCAUCUUCGAUUAAUCAUUGGAAUGACUAAUCGCAUCACUCGUUUAGCAGAAUUGAUUAAUCGCGGUUAUUCUGGAUUAAAUUAAUCCAGAAAUAAUGAAACCAUCUGUCCUAAGAUAAGGUUGAUCUUAUCGAUAAUUUCAAUAGUCUUGAAAUACGUUGAAGAAGCAAGAUCACUAAGCAUUCUCGAUUUAGUAUUAGAAAACCUAGCUAAUAAAUAUAAGUUUGUUGAAAACAGGUUUUGUUAAAUGACAGUUGGCAGCAAAUCCUGAGCAAUGUGUCAAAUAUCAGAUUGAUGCUUAAGUAGUACAUCGAAACCAUAAAACAAAAUUACAAAUUUUUUUUGUUUUAUUUUUACUUGUUAGAAAGUCUCGCUUAACUUAAACCAGUUUGAUUAAUAUUGAUGCUUGAGAAAAACGUUAAAUAGUUUGAACAAAUUUUAAAUUAGUCGAAUUGCUCUCAAAUCUUCUCAAGCUCGAACAAUUAAUUUCAGAUCUCGAGCUUAUCCAAACAGUUUGCAUAAUUCAAAUCUUUUUAACAACUGAACCGAUUUACGUGUAUAAAAUGAAGAAAAAAGUAGUGUUGAACAGAAAAACAAUAAUAUACAUGAAUUUAUUUGAGAAAAUCUGUUUUAUCUACGCUCUAUCAAGAAAUUUGUUUGCAGAAUGUUAUUUCUAUUUCGUCGAUGUUGUGAUUACUCUAAACAAAUUAGUACUCUAAUAACCCGGUAAAGAUAUAUCCACAGAGGUAAUAUGUAUGGCAUGAAGUUUGCAAUUUGCAUAAAGUUUGUCAGUUGCACAGUACGGCACAUCAAUGUUUUUUGGAAGUAAGGAUUUCUUUGUCUGUGCGUGUGACACGUUUUUUACCAUAUUGAUUAUUGAAACAAGUCGUUUCAAUUUUUUUUAAUUACAUGAGAUUAAUUUUGCCUGUGCGGAAAAAUUGGUUAAAAUGUUAUAUAUAUUUUAAAGAAUUUUUAUAAAUAUCAUUUUUCAAAGAAAACUUUUGUGCCAUUAAAAAAAAUACAACAUCAAUUUGUUUUUACGUGCUUUGUAUAUCAGAUAUCUGCUUCUCGCAGAUACAACUCUUUUACGCUAAUUAAAACUAUUUCUUUUCGAGACAGCUAAGAAAAAUUAGAUACUUCGGACGUGUAGAAAUCCGAAGUAAGAUAAAACAGCGUAUACAUCCCAAGUAUAUAAAUUUUUAUAAAUGCGAAUGGUAAUUUUUUCGAUUUGUGAACACAUGUCGAAUGUGUUUGGUUUAUAUCUCGAACAAAAAAUCUCUUCUGAUAUUUUGUUAAAGUAAACAUUGCGCAAAAUGUCAUUGCGGGUAGGAGUAGAAUUCUUUUUUUUGUUUUAUCGAGAUGUUGUGUCAAUUAUCAACACGAAGAUUUUACUAAUAUAAAACAAUUUAUUUACUCCUUUCUUUGAUUUGACGGUUAAAGUUAUGAUACGAACAGUGCUGCUGCCUCUUGUUUUUAGAUAUAGCUAUUGUACGUGGAAUGAUCGAAAAAAAAUAAGUAUUUUAUAAGAUUAUACGUAUAUAAUUAUUUAUUUAUAAACAGCAAACUGUUUUUCAAUUAAAUUUGUAGACUUAAAUAGUUGUUUUAGUGACGAAUCGUAUAUUGUAAAUACAUGUACACCAUUUAUAUUGAUACACCAAUAUAUUACACCAAUAUAUCGAUUGAACAAUCGAUAUAUUCGCUUAAUAUGCUUAUUAUACAAAAUAUACAUCUCUUUCGUUUGUUUUAUACCUAAUGCGCAUAUGUAUAAACACAGUUACGAGUAUUACGAGUCAGAGAAAACUUUUGCAAAUGUGAGAAGAAAACAAACAUUGAAGAAGUUAUACAUUGUACAUAUAUAAUUUACGCUUAAAAAAUAAAAAUAUAUUGAUA